AUGAAUAAAAAGAGAAAAAUUUCCAGGUACACUGACAUAAGAAACACUGUGUUCUUUGAAAUCACCAUUGGAAUCACUGCCAACACCAUCCUGCUUCUGUUCCACAUCCUCACAUUUCUCCUAAAGCACAGGCCCAAGCCUCUUGACCUGCCUAUUGGGCAGUUAACCUUAAUUCACCUGGUGUUGCUUGUAGCCAUGGGUUUCAUAGCUAAGGACACAUUUGAGUCUCAAGGUUGGAAGGAUGGCCUCAUGUGUAAAGUGGUUAUCUAUUUACAAAGGUUGAUGAGAGCCCUCUCCAUCUGUACCACCUGCCUGCUGAGCAUCCUCCAGGCCAUCAUGCUUAGUCCCAGAAACUCUUGUUUGGAAAAAUUCAAACAUAAGUCCACACAUUACUAUCCAUAUUGUCUUGUGUUCCUGUGGAUCUUCAAUAUGCUUCUGAAUGGUCGUUUCUUAGUCUCUAUUGGUGCCACCCCCAAUGUGACCUCACACAGUCUCAUAUUUGUCACUGAAUCCUGUUCUCAGUGGCCUAUUAAUCAUUUGUUCAGAUACAUAUUUUUUGCCUUGGUGAACAUUCAGGAUAUCUCCUUUAUUGGACUGAUGGCUCUCUCAAGUGGAUAUAUAGUGAGUCUCUUGUGCAGGCAUAAGAGGCGGUUCCAACAUCUUCACAGCACCAGCCAUUCUCCACAGGUAUCCCCAGAAGAAAGGGCCACCCGGACUAUUCUUCUCCUUAUGAGUAUCUUCACAUUAAUGUACUUUUUGGACUGUGUUACUUUCUCCUUGCUUGCAAUACUAUGGAAAAAUGACCCAGUUCAUCAUUUUGUUCAGAUGCUUGUAGGCAAUGCCUAUGCCACAAUCUGUCCAUUUUUGCUAAUGAGCACUGAAAAACGAAUAAUUCAAUGCUUAACAUCGAAGUGGAAAAUAUAG
Molecule: messenger RNA, 924 nt
Organism: Cavia porcellus (domestic guinea pig)
Lineage: Eukaryota; Metazoa; Chordata; Mammalia; Rodentia; Caviidae
Gene: Cavporv1r675
Product: vomeronasal 1 receptor cavPorV1R675
Exons: 1
Coding region: 1-924 (307 amino acids)
Biological process (GO): G protein-coupled receptor signaling pathway
Cellular component (GO): membrane
Molecular function (GO): pheromone receptor activity
Source: RefSeq, marked provisional